CGUGAGGCGCGGGGCGGCGGUCAAUGUUAUUUGAGCGGGGGCCGCGGGCCUCGGCGAUCGCAGAGCGGAGGAUGCAGAAAGCCGCCUACUACGACAACGCGGGACUCUUCGGGGGCUACACCUACAGCAAGGCCGACGCCUACCCCUACGGCGCGGCCCACCAGCCCUACGGCCAGGGCGGCCUGGACGGCGAGUACCCCGGCUCCGCCUGCUCCGUCCAGGGCUCGGCGCCCGGCCGCGCCCCAGCCCACAAGGGCAGCGAGCUGAGCGGCAGCUGCAUGCGGACGGCCGGGGGCGGCCCCGGGGGCAGCCAGCCCCCGGGCAUCGGCGAGCAGCAGCCCCCGGCGCUGCCGCCCUCCUCCCCGCCCAACCCCCCUCCCAGCGCGCCCCCUCCGAAAAAAGCCAAGGGGGGCCCCAACUCCUCGGGCUCGGCCACCGCCACCCUCAGCAAGCAGAUAUUCCCCUGGAUGAAGGAGUCCCGGCAGAACUCCAAGCAGAAAAGCACCUGCGCCCCCUCAGGAGAGAGCUGCGAGGACAAGAGCCCCCCCGGGCCGGCCUCCAAGCGGGUGCGCACAGCCUACACCAGCGCGCAGCUGGUGGAGCUGGAGAAGGAGUUCCACUUCAACCGCUACCUGUGCCGGCCGCGCCGGGUGGAGAUGGCCAACCUGCUCAACCUGACCGAGCGGCAGAUCAAGAUCUGGUUCCAGAACCGCCGGAUGAAGUACAAAAAGGACCAGAAAGCCAAAGGCAUCAUGCACUCCCCCGUCGGACAGUCCCCAGACCGCAGCCCCCCCCUGAGCGGCCCAAACCACGUCGGCUACUCCAGCCAGCUCCCCAGCGUCAACAGCCUCAGCUACGACGCGCCCUCGCCCACCUCCUUCGCCAAAUCCCAGCAGAGCAUGUACGGGCUGGCCGCCUACACGGCGCCGCUGAGCAGCUGCCUGCCGCAGCAGAAGCGCUACGCGGGCGCGGAGUACGACCCCCACCCCAUGCAGAGCGGCGGCGGCGGCUUCGCCAACCCCAGCCUGCAGGGCAGCCCCGUCUACGUGGGGGGCAACUUCGUGGACUCGAUGCCGGCCUCGGGCCCCAUGUUCAACCUGGGGCACCUGCAGCACCCCUCCUCCGCCAGCGUGGACUACAGCUGCGCCGCCCAGAUCCCCGGCGGCCACCACCACGGACCUUGCGACCCCCACCCCACCUACACGGACCUCUCCUCUCACCACACCUCUCAGGGACGGAUGCAGGAGGCGCCCAAGCUCACGCAUCUGUAGCGGGGCGGCGGCCGGCGGGGCCCGCUCCCCUCUCCAUUACCUCACUUUUCUGACGGGACAGUGUUACUUUGCUCUCGAGUGCCAACAGUAUUAGUGGAUUUGUCUCCCCUAGCAGCUCCCCUCUUUCUGCCGCAGCCCCGAGCAGGUCCGUGAGCGGGGGCCUUUCUCUUAGAGCUGUUUUAAGCAUGACAGUGCAAUAUACUGCAAACCGAGGGACUGAUAAGCUGGUAAUGAUGUACUUGAAGGUAAGUCUUAGAGAUGCCGUAGUGUUAGCAGCGCGUCAUGCUGAGGUGUUUUAGACCAGUCGUGAGCGGUGGGAACUCGCCCGCGCGUAAGCUUAUUUCAGAGAAGUUAAUUUAUGAAUUCUUCCGUAACGUAAGGAUCGCAUCGGACUAAAUGAUAUGUAUUUAUUAUUUUAAGCGAGACAUUUUUGUAUCACUGAUUAUUUAUCCUCGUCUUAAUGUAUUUAUGUGGGUAUUUGUAGAGUUUCUUCACCAGUACUUCGGGAGAGCGAUUCAGGUCCGUGGUGACUUACAUUUCACCUAUUUAGUAUAUUCGGUCUGAGCUAGUUGAGAGAGUAGUCUUGAACAGUUGUAACAGUGGCUGGUGUUCGUAGUUUAUGUAAGGGUUAAUUAAGACAGCAAGUCGUAAGUCAUUAAUAGAGUAAAACGAACUGUGGCAUCACACAAAGAGCCGUUACACUUAAAAAAAAAAUCGAAAGUAAUUUUAAAGUAUUUAUUUCUACCUGGCUGGCCCCACUCGAGCGCCUGGGUGGCUUGGCUGGCAGCUGGCUCGGCCGGGUGAAGCCACCUUUAGUUGGAAGCGCAGCCGCUUUGAGGAGGCGAUCUACAAAGCGGGGCGCUUGGCCAUCUUGUUUCAGAUCAAAUCCUGCAUACAAAAACCUCGGUGAGGUUAACAUUUAUUUAUUGACUGGGUAUCUAUCGCACAUAUUAUUAUUUCGGUGGGCUAUUUUAUUUUAUUUUAUUUUAUUUUUUAAUUACACUCUGGCUAUCUGAAAUAGGAAAGAAAUUAGAAGCUUAGAACGCAAAAAAAUUAGAAACCCUCUGAUAGUGCUAAUUUCAUUAGGGUCUCCAUAGCAAUCCGCGCAGCAGCUGCCGCCUCCUUUGUUAUUUAUACUGUUGUCUUUAUACUAACCAUAAAUCAAUUUUUUAGACAUCUUUGGAAGCCCGAGCUUUUCCUCUUGUUUUUCAUAAAAAUAAACUUUGAAAGAAAAUUGACAAUCAGAUAUACACAGCCGAAGGGGAGCCGCCGAGGCGGGGUGCGGGCAGCGGCCGGGCGGUGCCGCCGCGCUCCCCCGGCGCCCGGCGAGGACGGUCCCGUCCCCUCUGACCCCGGCAGAGGGGCGCCGCCGCCUCUCUCUGCCACGAACGGGACAGCUAAC
Messenger RNA from Gymnogyps californianus (California condor), 2673 nucleotides. RefSeq names its product homeobox D3 (gene HOXD3). Gene Ontology annotation, cellular component: nucleus. NCBI's taxonomy places the organism in Eukaryota, Metazoa, Chordata, Aves, Accipitriformes, Cathartidae. The transcript has 2 exons. Gene Ontology annotation, molecular function: DNA-binding transcription factor activity, RNA polymerase II-specific; RNA polymerase II cis-regulatory region sequence-specific DNA binding. The coding region runs from base 24 to 1271 and encodes 415 amino acids. The record is from RefSeq and is a predicted model, not a curated record. Gene Ontology annotation, biological process: regulation of transcription by RNA polymerase II.